This is a messenger RNA of Eriocheir sinensis (Chinese mitten crab), 3612 nucleotides long. Its product is annotated as venom serine protease Bi-VSP-like. Gene Ontology annotation, biological process: proteolysis. The coding region runs from base 202 to 1821 and encodes 539 amino acids. The record is from RefSeq and is a predicted model, not a curated record. NCBI's taxonomy places the organism in Eukaryota, Metazoa, Arthropoda, Malacostraca, Decapoda, Varunidae. The transcript is spliced from 10 exons. Gene Ontology annotation, molecular function: serine-type endopeptidase activity.
CCUCUCUGGGUCUUGUUGGGUGAGGACGCACGCGCUCUCUCUCCCCUCUCUCUCUCUGGUUACCUGGAUAAACACACCUGUUCCCCCUACCCCCCUUCCGCCUUACCCCUUCCCCCCUGCCCCCCAGCGACCCCCUUCACCUCAGCAACAGGCGGCCUCAGCACCUCCUCAGCACUCAGCACCUCGUAACACACACAGAACAUGGCGGCGGAGACACGAACAAGGACAAAAACAGGAAGAGGAGGAGGAAGAGGAGUAACAUUAGCCAGCAGAACGGCGGCGGCGGUGGUGGUGUUGGUGGCGGUGAUGACGGUGGUGGUGGGGGGCAUGGAGGUGGUGGAGGAGGUGAACGGUGGUGGUGUUGCCUCCCACCACCACCUGCAACACCACCGCCUGCAGCAACACCUCAGCAGAAGACGGAGACAAGGUAAUGAAGAGGAAAAGGAGGCCAUCUUCUUCGCCCUGCCCGAGGAGGUGAGCGAGAGUGACUGCACCUCCCCUGACGGCGUGCCCGGCCUCUGCGUGCCCGUGACCGACUGUGUGCACCUGGUGGAGGGCCUCAAGACAAACAGGACGGGGGCCUUCUUCUCCUUCCUGCAAAAGAGUGUGUGCUACUACGACCAGUCCACGCCGAUUGUCUGUUGUGGAGGUAUGGGAAAGCUGCCUCCUACCUCCCCUCCUCCUCCCACAGACCCUACUCUUCCUCCAGCGACCCCCACACCCUCCCCUGCGACCCCAACUGACGUUCAACCUGUUGGUGGUGAGGCUCCUCCUCUUUCCUCCUCCUCCACUGCCUCUACCUCCACCUCCACAUCCAGCACUACUUCUUCACCUCCGCCCUCUUCCACCACCUCCUCAUCCACCACCACUUCCUCCACCACCACUUCCUCCACCACCACUUCCUCCACUACCCCCUCCACCACCGCCCCAGACAUUACCAGCACCGCCACACCUGUUGAGAGCACACCUGUCGACUCGGAAGAGGAACCAGCGACCACCACCACGACUGAGGAGCCCCCCGCCAACACCGGCCUGAACCGCCUCCCGCAGGACUCGUGUGGCAAGAGUGACUCCCUCGCCGCCGUCAGGAUCGUAGGAGGAUCAGAGCCGCCCAUCGGCGCCCACCCCUGGCUGGCGGCUCUGGGCUACGAGAACGUCCGCGGCAAGGUGCAGUUCCUGUGCGGCGGCGCCCUUGUGACGGACCAGCACGUGGUGACCGCCGCCCACUGCAUCAAGGACCGCGACGACCUGAAGGUGGUGCGCCUCGGGGAACAUGACUUGAACAGGGAAGACGAUACCAAACACGAGGACUUCGACAUCGCGACUCGAACUCUGCACCCGAGCUACAACACGCCGUCCUCCUUCGCCAACGAUAUCGCCGUGCUCAAGCUGUCCCGCCCCGUCAAAUUCAGGAAGCAGGCCAUCGUGCCCGUGUGCCUUCCCCUCUCGGAGUCCCUCAAGACGGAGCCGCUGGUCAGGAGGAGCGGCUACGUGGCGGGAUGGGGCGCCGUGUCCUUCAACAACGUGUCGUCGCCUCGUCUGCUUCACGUCAGCCUGCCCGUCAUCAGCGAGAAGGACUGCGCCGAGAAGUACCGCCGCUUCAGGAACAUCGCCAUCAACAACACCACGCUGUGCGCCGGCGUGGGGAACCAGGACGCGUGCCAGGGUGACAGCGGCGGCCCCAUGGUCAUGUUCUUGGAGGGCCGAUGGCGGCUCGUCGGCGUGGUGUCCUUCGGCUUCCGGUGCGCCGAGGCGGACUUCCCGGGCGUGUACACGAGGGUCACUAACUUCACCGACUGGAUCAUAUCCCUCUUGAAGUAGCGGCGAGAGGAGAGGAAAGUGAGAGAAGGGAGUUGAUGAAGAAGAGGCGAAGCUAACUGUAUCAUCUCCCUAUUGAACUAUCAGGGAGGGAAGGGGGAGUGAGGAAAGGGAGAGAAGUGAAGUGAUGAAAUAGAGGCGAAGCUAACUAUAUUAUCUCCCUAUUGAACUAGCAGGGAGGGAAGGGGGAGUGAGGAAAGGGGGAGAAGGGAGGUGAUGAAGAAUGGCCGAACCGGUGUGACUGACGAUACGGACUUGGUUAUCUCCCUUUUGAACUAGAGGGAAGGGAAGGGAGAGAAGAGGACAGGGAGAGAAGUGAGGGGAUGAAGAGGAACCGGAGCUAACUAUAUCAUCCCCCUCUUGAACCAGCGGGGAGGGGAAUGGAGAGGAAAGGGACAGAAGGGAGGGGAUGAGGAGGGACCGAAUCUAACUUCCCCGGUGUCACGGUCCUUGUUUUCUCCCUUUUAGAUUAGCAGGGAAAGAAUGGAAAAAGGAGAAAAAGGGAGAAAAAAAGAAAGAAGGAAGGGAGAGAAGGAAAUGCCGAGUCGAGCUUUCCUGGUAUGGUCCACUAUUUUGACUUAUCUCCCUUUUUUAACAAUAUGGGAGAGAAGGGAGAGGGAGAGGAAAGGAGGAAAAAAGGGAGGGGAAAGGGAGAUAAAAGAAAGAACCGAACUGAACUUUCCCGGUGUAAAAAACUAUACAUACUACCUUGUUUACCUCCCUUUUCUCCCUUUUUAACUACUAGGAGGGAGAUCAGGGCGAUAAUGGAGAUAGAAGGGAGGAAAGGGAGGGAACAAGGAAGACCCGAGUUUAUCUAUCCUGGUUUUAUAAAGGGUGACAAACUGCUCUGAGUAAUUUUUUUCCAUUUUGACCUAUAAGGGAGUAAAAAGAGAAGGGAGAUGAAAGGGAGAGAAGGGAGAAAAUAAGGAAAGGGUGAAUCUAACUUUACUGGUUUUAUUAAUAUGUGAAAUUUGUGAUCAUCUCCCUUAUAAACCAAAAGUGAGAAAAGGGAGAGAGAAGGGAGAAAAUAAGGAAGGGGCGAAUCUAACUUUACUGGUUUUAUUAAUAUGUGAAAUUUGUGAUCAUCUCCCUUAUAAACCAAUAGGGAGAUUGAAGGAAGAGAGAAGGGAGGGAAAAAGGGAGGGCCGAGUCUAACUUACUUGGUUUUAUAAAGGGUGAUUACAGACUUCCCUCCCUUCGUCAUUAUUGGAAAGAGGGGAGGGAGGAGAGGGAGGGAAAGGAAAGGGAGCAGAGAUAACGAAAGGUAAAGGAACGAAUAAGAAGGCAAAAUAGCAAAAUAAAGGAGAAAAUAGACGGAAGAACAAGGAAAAAAAAGACUGGAGAGAGAGAGAGAGAGAGAGAGAGAGAGAGAGAGAGAGAGAGAGAGAGAGAGAGAGAGAGAGAGAGAGAGAGAGGAAAAGGAGAAGAAAGGAAGAAAAAAUGUUUAGAUUAUUGUUUUUUAUUAUGUAGAUACGAAGGACAAAAAAAAAGGAAAGGGAAGAAAAGAGAGGAAAACCGAGAAAGGAAGAAGAAAACAAGGAGGAAAAGGCAAAUAAAGUGGAGAAAAGUGAGAGAAACGAGGGAAAGGAAGAGGAAGAAAAGGGAGGUACUGUAGGAAGGAGGAGAAAAGGGAGGAAAGUGUGGAAAGGAAGAGAAAAAUAGGAAGAGAAAAUAAAGCAGGAAAGAAAAAAAAAAGAGAAAAGGGAGAUACGAUAGGAAAGAGGAGAAAGAGGAAAGGAAAUGUGGAAAAGAGAAAGAAAACAGGAAGAUAAAGGGAAGCAAACACGAAGAAAA